AUGGCUUCUUCUUCUUCUUCUUCUUCUUCUUUAUCUCUUUCUCCUUUAUCUUCUUCGCCUCAAAACUGGAAGUACCAUGUCUUCCCAAGCUUCCACGGACCAGAUGUUCGCAAAUCCUUUCUCAGUCACAUUUUGAAGGAGUUCAGAAGCAAAGGAAUUUGCCUAUUUAUUGAUAAUGAUAUCGAGAGAAACAAAUCGAUUGGUCGCGAGCUAAAAGAAGCUAUUAAAGGCUCGAAGAUUACGAUCGUCUUGCUCUCUAAGAACUAUGCUUCUUCAUCUUGGUGUUUAAACGAGUUAGUAGAGAUCAUGAAGUCAAGGACAGAGUUUGGUCAAACAGUGAUGACCAUUUUCUACGAAGUGGAUCCUACUGAUGUAAAGAAGCAGAGGAACGAUUUUGGGAAGGCCUUCAGAAGAACUUGUAAAGGCAAAAGAAAGGAGGAGACUGAGACAUGGAAAAAAGCUUUAGAAAGUGUGGCCACAAACGCUGGUUACCAUUCAAACAACUGGGACAAUGAAGCGGCCAUGAUUGAAAAAAUAGCCACUGAUGUCUCAAACAUGUUGAAUAAUUCCGCGCCGUCAAGAGAUUUCGACGGAUUAGUUGGGAUGGGUGCUCACAUGAAACAUAUGGAGUCGUUAAUACGUCUAGAUUUGGAUGAAGUGAGGAUGAUUGGGAUUUGGGGACUUCCUGGAAUUGGAAAGAGCACCAUUGCUAGAAUCUUGUUUAACCAAGUCUCAAGUAGUUUCCAGCUGAGCACAAUCAUGCUGAACAUCAGAGGAUGCUAUCCAAGACCAUGUCUCGAUGAGUACAGUGCACAACUGAAACUACAGAACCAAAUGCUGUCUCAAAUGAUGAACCAGAAAGACAUCAUGAUUCCUCAUUUAGGAGUCGCACAAGAACGUUUGAAAGACAAGAGAGUGCUUCUCGUUCUUGAUGAUGUGGAUCGGUUAGGACAACUAGAUGCAUUGGCGAAAGAAAGUCGAUGGUUUGGUCCUGGAAGUCGGAUUGUCAUUGCAACAGAAGAUCUAAGACUUUUGAAUGCACAUGGGAUCAACCAUAUUUACAAAGUGGAUUUUCCAUCAACUGAUGAGGCUUUGCAAAUCUUCUGUACGUAUGCUUUUGGUCAAAAGUGCCCUAAAGAUGGUUUCACGAAUCUUGCUCAAGAAGUUACAUCCUUGCCGGUAGCCUUCCUCUAG
Messenger RNA from Microthlaspi erraticum, 1194 nucleotides. NCBI's taxonomy places the organism in Eukaryota, Viridiplantae, Streptophyta, Magnoliopsida, Brassicales, Brassicaceae. The record is from the annotation of a GenBank genome assembly.